This is a messenger RNA of Symbiodinium sp. CCMP2592, 1362 nucleotides long. The record is from the annotation of a GenBank genome assembly. Lineage: Eukaryota; Dinophyceae; Suessiales; Symbiodiniaceae.
AUGAAGGUGGUGCGCGAUUCGAAGUUUAGGCAUGUCUUUGGCAAUGCCACCAAGGAGAGCUUUCAGGACCUCCGCCUGUCUUCCAAGCCCUUGGAGACCACGGGCAUUCGUGGCAAUUCGAAGUUCGUGUGCUUCCCAUGGGAGUCCGGUGGCGGUGGCACUUUAGCAGUGAUUCCUGCGACGCAGUUCGGCCGAUUGCCUCGGGAGACGCCGCUCGUGGCCGGUCACACAGGAGGCAUUAUGGACUUCGAGUUCAGCCCCUUCGACGACCACCUCCUGCUAAGUGCCAGCGAAGACUUAACCAUGAAACUCUGGCAGAUCCCAAGCGAUGGGCUCAAGCAGCACCUGAAGGAUCCGCUGCUGACGCUGGAGGGCCAUGGGAAGAAGGUCUCCUUUAGCACCUUCAACCCCUGCGCAUCGAAUAUCGUGGCCUCCACCGCCUUCGACCUGACCUGCAAAGUCUGGAAUCUCACGGAGCAGGAGGCAUCCUUCAGCAUCCCAGUGCCGGAGCAGGUCAUGCACAUCAAGUGGAACUACACCGGUUCCCUGCUGGCCGUGACCUGCAAGGACAAGAAGCUCCACAUCGUCGACCCCAGGCAGAGCAAGAUGACGGCGGCUUGCAAAAUAUGCGAUGGCCCAAAGCCGACAAAGGUGGAGUGGCUUGGCAGCUCGACGAAUCCGGAGGAUUGCAACAUGCUCGUCACCACGGGCUUCUCGUCACAGGCCGAGAGGCAAAUCAACCUCUGGGACAUGAGAAAGCUGCCUGCAGAUGGCCAGGAGAGCGUGUCGGCAAUGGCUUCCCUGAACGUCGACCAAGGGACUGGGGCCUUGUACCCGUACUUCGACCCAGGCACGCAGAUGCUUUACAUCGCCGGCAAAGGCGACAGCAACGUUAGAUUCUUUGAGGUGACAAACGCAGACCCAUUUCUCCACUACCUCGAGGCAUACAAGUCAACUGUUCCGCAGAAGGGCUUCGAUUUCCUCCCAAAGCGGUGCGUGGAUGUCAGCGUCCACGAGGUCAUGCGUGGCCUCAAGCUGGAAACUAGUUCCAUACAGCCGGUGUCCUUCCGCGUGCCGCGGAAGAGUGAAGCCUUCCAGGAGGAUAUCUUCCCCGACUGUCCUGCUGGACUUCCCAACAUGAACGCCGACGAGUGGGUUUCCGGCCAGGAGUGCAAACCUCCAACGCUCACCCCGAUGAGGCCGGGCACCAUGCGGACGCAGGGCAAUGCUAGCAGCGCUCCAGCGGUGGUGUCUGUGAAAGAUCUGAAGAAACAGCUUGCGGAGGCGCAGGCGCGGAUCACGGUGCUGGAGGCGGAGAAUGCAUCGCUGAAGGAGGAGCUUGCAAAGGCGAAAGCCGGCUAG